UGUAAUAAACAAACAUAUGUGCUUUAUAUAGAAAACCCUUGGAGUCUACGCAGUCAGAGAAAGGGACUAGUUUAGUUUUGGACUCCUCCCUCCUCAUUGGAUCAAGAAAGUGAAAUGGGGUGGGCCAUUGCCUUACACGGCGGCGCCGGAGAUAUUCCGAUGGAUCUUCCAGCGGAACGGCGUCAGCCACGAGAAGAUGGGCUCCGGCGUGCCCUUGAAGUGGGUGUCUCUGCACUCAAGUCUCAAGCUUCUGCUCUGGAUGCUGUUGAACUCGUGGUACGUGAACUAGAAAAUAAUCCAAACUUUAAUGCCGGUAAAGGCUCUGUCCUUACCAGCAGCGGCAGUGUUGAAAUGGAAGCUUGUAUCAUGGAUGGUAGUACAAAGAAUUGCGGUGCUGUUUCUGGUCUUAGUACUGUUGUAAAUGCCAUAUCACUAGCAAGGUUGGUGAUGGAGAAAACUCCUCACAUAUAUCUAGGGUUUGACGGUGCAGAAGCAUUUGCAAGGGAACAAGGUGUUGAAACUGUUGAUCCAAGCCAUUUUAUUACCGUGGAAAACAUAGAGAGACUGAAUCAAGCAAAAGAUGCAAACAGGGUUCAGAUUGAUUACACACCACCCUUUCAAGCGGCGAAUACGAAAGACACUGCAGUUCCUGAAGGAGACCAAAUUGGAACAGUUGGAUGUGUGGCAGUUGAUAUUCAUGGAAACCUGGCCACUGCAACUUCAACUGGUGGAUUAGUCAAUAAGAUGGUAGGAAGAAUUGGUGAUACACCGAUAAUUGGUGCAGGAACAUAUGCAAACAGUUUCUGUGCCGUCUCUGCAACUGGCAAAGGUGAAGCAAUAAUACGUGGUACAGUUGCAAGAGACGUUGCUGCUCUUAUGGAGUACAAAAGUCUUUCUCUGAAGGACGCAGCAUCUCAAGUUGUAAAAUGCGCCCCAAAAGGCACUACUGGCUUAGUUGCUGUAUCAGCUGCAGGAGAAGUUAUUAUGCCAUUCAAUACAACAGGCAUGUUUAGAGCUUGUGCUACUGAAGAUGGAAACACAGAAGUUGCAAUAUGGCCUUCUCUGUGAUUGUUGAAUUUGUUCUUACUUUCUUUAGAAUAAAGUUCUUAGAAGUACUAAUGGGAAGUAGGAAAAUUUGGUUCAA
Molecule: messenger RNA, 1144 nt
Organism: Daucus carota subsp. sativus
Lineage: Eukaryota; Viridiplantae; Streptophyta; Magnoliopsida; Apiales; Apiaceae
Product: isoaspartyl peptidase/L-asparaginase
Exons: 4
Coding region: 115-1068 (317 amino acids)
Molecular function (GO): hydrolase activity
Source: RefSeq, a predicted model, not a curated record